Messenger RNA from Cutaneotrichosporon cavernicola, 1884 nucleotides. RefSeq lists its product as uncharacterized. The transcript has 3 exons. Gene Ontology annotation, cellular component: PeBoW complex; nucleolus. NCBI's taxonomy places the organism in Eukaryota, Fungi, Basidiomycota, Tremellomycetes, Trichosporonales, Trichosporonaceae. The coding region runs from base 1 to 1884 and encodes 627 amino acids. Gene Ontology annotation, molecular function: RNA binding. The record is from RefSeq and is a predicted model, not a curated record. Gene Ontology annotation, biological process: maturation of LSU-rRNA from tricistronic rRNA transcript (SSU-rRNA, 5.8S rRNA, LSU-rRNA); ribosome biogenesis.
AUGGCCAAGAUUAAGAAGAAGGGAGAGUCCGGUGCGGCCAAGAACUACGUGACCCGUAACCAGGCGCUCAAGAAGCUCCAGGUGUCGUUGUCCGACUUCCGCCGCCUGUGUAUUCUCAAGGGCAUCUACCCGCGCGACCCGCUGCACAAGAAGCGCGCUAACAAGGGCUCGUCUGCCCCCGCCUCGUUCUACUACCACAAGGAUAUCCAGUACCUCCUCCACGAGCCACUGCUCGUCAAGUUCCGUGAGCACAAGGCGUUCUCGAAGAAGCUCGCGCGCGCCGUUGGACGUGGCGAGUGGGGCCUUGCCAAGAACCUCGAGAAGAACAAGCCGAUUGCUCGCCUCGACCACAUUGUCAAGGAGCGCUACCCGACGUUCACGCUCGCGCUGCAGGAUCUCCAGGACCCGCUCAACCUCGUCCACCUCUUCAGCAAGCUCCCGACGAACCCCAUCCCGGGCAAGACUCUUGUGCCGUCCGAGGUCAUCGCCGAGUGCGCGCGCCUCAACAACGAGUGGAAGGUGUGGGCGAUCCGCACGCAUGCGCUCCGCAAGGUCUUCCUCGGCAUCAAGGGCGUUUACUAUGAGGUCGAGGUGCCGGGCCACGGCGGCGAGCCUGUGACCGUUCGCUGGCUCGAGGGCUACGAGUUCCAGCAGCACGUUCCCCACGACGUUGACUUCCGCAUCCUCCUCACGUUCCUCGAGCUGUACCGUACCGUCUGCAGCUUUGCGCUGUACAAGCUGUACACGGACGAGAACCUCGUGUACCCUCCACCUCUCGAUGUCGAGAUGGACGAGCGUGGCGAAGCGGUGGGCGCCUUCCGUCUCGUCGAAAACAAGACGACGAGCGCCGCGCCGGCAGCCGUCUCGAAGAAGGCUGUGAAGCGCGCGAUCAAGGGCAUCGCCGAGUCCGGGCUUGCGGGUGACGACGAGGACAUCGAGAUGGACGACGCCAAUGGCGCCGAGGAGGAGGACGAGGAGUUUGUCGAGCGUCCGUCCAAGAACGCCGAGGUCGAGGACGUCGCAACCGGUGUACUGCCAACGUACACGUCGCUGCUGGCCAAGUCUGAUGCGAGCGCGAACAAGGACAAGCUCCUGUUCUCGCCGUACACUUUCUACUUGUCGCGCGAGACGAGCUCGAGGACGUGGGAGUUUGUCAUCCGCGCCAUGGGUGGCAAGGUGGUCACGUCCUUGUCGGCACCGAGUCCCGGCGCUGCGCCCAACGCCGACGCGAUCACGCACGUGCUCAUCGACAGGCCGAUGACUGACGAGCGGAGGCGCGAGCUUCAGGGUGGGCGCAAGUGGACUUGGGUACAGCCGCAGUGGGUCGCCGAUUGCGUCAACCGCGCCAAAGUUCUGGGGACUGAGGAAUACGGGCCGGGUAAGCUCCUCCCGCCCCAUCUGAGCCCAUGGGACGGCGACGGCGAGCCUGAGAGGCCGUGGCUCGAGGCGGGCGAGGGCGAGGUCGCCGCUGAGGGUGUCGAGGAGGAGGAGGAGAGCGAGGACGACGAGGAGGAGAAGGAGGAGGAGAAGGAGGAGGAGCCGGCGUUCCCGCCAGCAUUGCUCGAGGCGGCCAAGAACCCGUCCGACGCAGCACUGGUACACGCUGCCGAGCUUGAGGCCGAGGCGAAUGGGACUAGCCACACGGCAUUCAAGGCGCAGCUCAAGGAGGCGACCAAGGUGCACGGCGGCAACAAGGCGGCCGCAAAUGGGCGCGCGGACGAGGACCUGCGCAAGAUCAUGAUGAGCAACAAGAAGGCCAAGCUGUACGAGAAGAUGAAGUACGGGAACGCGGAGCGGCAGGCUGAGAAGGAGAAGCUUGAGACUCGCCGUCGCGAGAUUGAGAAGCGCAAGCGCAAGGAGGCCAAGGCUGGCAAGAAGGCGUAA